Molecule: messenger RNA, 743 nt
Organism: Ilex paraguariensis (yerba mate)
Lineage: Eukaryota; Viridiplantae; Streptophyta; Magnoliopsida; Aquifoliales; Aquifoliaceae
Source: the annotation of a GenBank genome assembly
AAGAGAAUGAAAAGAUGGUCCACCAGGCCCCACAUGCCUAAAAUGUGCUAUAUUUGGUUUAUCUCUACUCUAAAUUGUAGCACAGAAAUGCCUAUGGCCAUAUGGGAUGUUCUCAUCCUCUUCAUCCAUGUCUAAAGUAUUUUACCUAAUGCCUAUUAAGCAUGAUGUUGAUAAACUGGUUUGUAAUGUGUACCUGGUGGGGUGAGGUUAGCUCAGGGUACAUUUCUGCAGAGAAGAUUAAGCGCAAGGCUCCUUAUCAUAACGAAAUUCCAUGUAGCUCCCAUAAUCUUCCAUUUGUUUGUAAGAGAGAAAGGUCAGAGGAUCCAGAACCCAUCUCUUUAGUCCCAGAUAAAAAAUCUAAGCAUAAUGAUCCCAACUCUAGCCAUGCAAAUGGCUCGGAAGAUUCAACUACAACAAGUAAGGAUCUGACGGUCAAAACAACCACUACGAAUUUUUCCUCAGCACUCUUGGAAUUCCCUUUGCUAGAAUCUAUUGAAGCCAAAGAAAGUCUUCCAGUUAACGCACCUACAUUUGAUUCUUCUAACCUCGAGAAAUCUGUGCCUCCUGGCUAUUUGAAAUUUAUCAGCAAUUUAGAGAAUGAGAUCCUUAAUGUUUCAAUGGAGAGGGAGACAUUGAAGAUUGAAGUGAUGAGGGCCCAAGCCAUGAUCAACGUUCUUCAAUCACGGAUUGAUCUUUUGAACAAGGAAAAUGAGGACUUGCGAAGGCACGUUCGGGGUGUCUAG